AUGGGAAUGUUUGAAGCAGGAGGCCUUGAACGGGGCGACGGAGAAAAUAAUCCCCCUCAAACUGAUUUCCCUCCUACGUCACAAUCGAGAGAUUACCACCCAAGGGAGCAGUCCCCAGCCAGAUACAAUAGUGACAGUGACAACUGCCAACAGGACACCUCCAAUGUCCGGGACACCCUCCACGGAAACAUAGAGGGGUGCGGAAAAUGCCACCCUCCCCAGCCACGUUUCACAAACCUGCCCCGAAUGGUUAUAAAUGUGUGCCCCAGCACCCGUUUCCUCUGGUCGAGGUCGAGUGCCCCCACCCGCAUGGAAAUGCCAACACGUUGCCCAAUUGUCAGCCGAGUGCCGACUCGCGACUCUCUCCGUUCUCUGCAGGUGGACAGGUACCUGUACCACUUGAGACUCUCGGAUGACGUCCUGCGCGACAUCUCGGACCGCUUCCUGGUCGGGAUGAAGAAAGGACUGAGGAAGGACACCAACCCCACGUCCUCUGUGAAAAUGCUGCCGACGUUUGUCAGGUCCACUCCGGACGGGACAGAGAGCGGCGAUUUCCUGGCUCUCGAUCUAGGGGGCACUAACUUCCGGGUGCUGAGGGUCAAGGUUUCGGACAACGGGAAGCAGAAAGUGGAGAUCGAGAACCGGAUAUGCGCCGUUCCGGAAGACCUGAUGCACGGGACGGGCACUCAGCUCUUCGAUCACAUCGCCAACUGCCUGGCGAGCGUCAUGGAGGAACUGGACAUCAAAAAUGAGAAACUCCCUCUCGGUUUUACCUUCUCGUUCCCCUGUCAACAGACCAAGCUGGAUGAGAGUAUCUUGGUUCACUGGACGAAGGGAUUUAAGGCGAGCGGAGUGGAGGGGUGCGAUGUGGUCACUCUCCUCCGACAGGCGAUUACGAGGCGCGGGGACUUUGACAUUGAUGUUGUUUCCGUCGUCAAUGACACAGUGGGGACCAUGAUGACUUGCGGUUACGAUGACCACAACUGUGAGAUUGGGCUGAUUGUUGGUACAGGCACCAAUGCCUGCUACAUGGAGGAGAUGCAGUACAUUGACAUGGUGGAGGGGGACGAGGGCAGGAUGUGUAUCAACAUGGAGUGGGGCGCCUUCGGAGACUUUGGAGAGCUGGACGAUAUCCGGACGGAGUUUGACCGAGAGAUUGACAGAGGCUCCAUCAACCCCGGGAAGCAGCUGUUUGAGAAGCUCAUUAGUGGGAUGUACAUGGGGGAGCUGGUCCGAAUUAUCCUCGUCCAAAUGGCCAAAGAUGGCCUGUUAUUCGAAGGAAAGCUUUCACCAGAGCUGCUCAUCAAAGGUCACUUCGAGACCAGAUACGUGUCAGCGAUUGAGAAGGACAGCGAUGGUCUGCAGAAGGCUCAGGAGAUUCUCGCCAAGCUGGGCAUCGAAGCCAGCGCCGAUGACUGCGCGGCCACCCAGCGGGUCUGCACCAUUGUGUCGAGCCGCUCAUCGGAUCUCUGCGCUGCCACCCUGGCAGCGGUCCUGAGGCGCCUCAAGGAGAACAAAGGGCUCGAGAGGCUGCGGACCACCAUCGGAGUGGACGGGACUGUCUACAAGAAGCACCCGCAGUUUGCCCGUCGCCUGCAGAAGUCUGUGCGCCGGCUGGCGCCGUGGUGCGACGUCCGCUUCCUGCCUUCGGAAGACGGCAGCGGCAAGGGUGCUGCCAUGGUGACAGCGGUGGCCUCCCGGCUGGCCAAGCAGCGGGAGCUGCGGGAGGCCACGCUGCGGGCCUUGACGCUGGACGAGGAGCAGCUCCUGCAGGUGAAGCAGCGCAUGCGGGCGGAGAUGGAGCGAGGCCUGACCAAGGGCGGGCACGCCGCCGCGCCCGUCAAAAUGCUGCCCACCUACGUCCGCUCCACGCCCGACGGGACAGAAAAGGGCGAUUUCCUUGCCCUCGAUCUCGGCGGGACGAACUUCCGGGUGUUGCUUGUGAAGCUUCGGAGCGGGAAACGCCGAGUGGCGGAAGUGCACAACAAGAUCUACACCAUCCCCGUCGACGCCAUGGAGGGCACCGGAGAGGAGCUGUUUGAUCACAUCGUCCACUGCAUCUCGGAAUUUAUGGAGUACAUGGGGAUAAAGCAAUGCGUUCUGCCGCUGGGCUUCACCUUUUCCUUUCCCUGCGAGCAGCGAGGGCUUGAUCAGGCCAUCCUCUUGAAGUGGACGAAAGGAUUCAAAGCAACGGGUUGCGAGGGUGAAGACGUUGUCGAUCUCCUCCGAGAAGCCAUCAAGAGGAGAGAGGAAUUUGACCUGGACGUGGUGGCGAUCGUCAACGACACUGUCGGAACGAUGAUGUCUUGUGGAUACGACGACCCCUUCUGUGAGGUCGGCCUCAUUGUCGGGACCGGUUGCAAUGCCUGCUACAUGGAAGAGAUGAAGAAUGUGGAGACGGUGGAAGGCGAUGAAGGGCGGAUGUGCAUCAACAUGGAAUGGGGCGCGUUUGGCGACAAUGGCUGCCUGGAUGACAUCCGGACUGAGUUCGAUCGGGAAGUGGACCGGCUGUCGAUGAAUCCGGGCAGACAGACGUACGAGAAGUUGAUCAGCGGCAUGUACCUGGGCGAGAUCGUCCGUAACAUCCUCAUCGACUUCACAAAGCGGGGGCUGCUGUUCCGGGGCCGGAUCUCCGAGAGGCUCAAGACCAGGGGCAUCUUCCAGACCAGGUUCCUGUCUCAGAUUGAGAGGUGA
Messenger RNA from Chiloscyllium plagiosum (whitespotted bambooshark), 2694 nucleotides. NCBI's taxonomy places the organism in Eukaryota, Metazoa, Chordata, Chondrichthyes, Orectolobiformes, Hemiscylliidae. The record is from RefSeq and is a predicted model, not a curated record.